AUCAGCAUUUCUAUUCACUCCACACCAAGCAUUAUUCAACUUCUAACUAUACCAUUUUUUAAACCCAACUUAUUUUGUUUAAUAUUUUCAAUGCAGCUCAAACUAUCUGGUGUCUUGACGUUGGCGGCAGCUUGCGCUUUGGCGAAAGAUUUUGAUUUCAAGUCACCAGAGGCUAUCAACUGUGCAAAGAAUAACUGGGGCGAUAUCAAAAGUAAGGUUGAUCCAUUAAUUUCAAAAGCAAGGGAUUACUUAUCAGAAAAUAGUCUCAGCAAGAUCAUGGAGCUGUUCGACGAAGGCGCGACCGAGUUGCCAAACACCGCGCCCAAAGACAACGAGUGGUACAAGAGGGCCGCCGAUAUAUUGCCUGCUCCUCUGGUUAAGCAAAUUGGCAGCGACAUUAUUAGAAAGUGCAACUUGUAAUACUCUAUAAAAAUAAAAUCAAUAUUUAUGACUAUCAAAGUAUCAACUUUGCAAAUAUAAGG
This is a messenger RNA of Kickxella alabastrina, 482 nucleotides long. RefSeq lists its product as uncharacterized. Bases 91 to 420 code for a protein of 109 amino acids. The record is from RefSeq and is a predicted model, not a curated record. The transcript has a single exon. Lineage: Eukaryota; Fungi; Kickxellomycota; Kickxellomycetes; Kickxellales; Kickxellaceae.